This is a messenger RNA of Siniperca chuatsi (mandarin fish), 6091 nucleotides long. RefSeq names its product FHF complex subunit HOOK interacting protein 1Aa (gene fhip1aa). The record is from RefSeq and is a predicted model, not a curated record. The coding region runs from base 456 to 3461 and encodes 1001 amino acids. The transcript is spliced from 13 exons. Lineage: Eukaryota; Metazoa; Chordata; Actinopteri; Centrarchiformes; Sinipercidae.
CCACCAGCUGCAGUGGGCCUGUUGUAGAUCAGUGGGAGGAGCGUGCAAAUGAGGAUUAGUGCGGUGUCACCUAUACGCGCUGCGGACUGGGUUAAGUAGCUUGGUUACACAUAUAAUAACCUCCGCGGAUUGUAAUGAAAGGGGGGAAUUGUGGAGCUGUGGCUAAGAGCGACUCGGUUAUUUUUUCCUGAGAGGACAUAUUGUUUGUGGUUAAACCUGCCGAUUGACGCCGCUCAAGCUGCUGAGCGCUCUUUCCGUCCAACCUGAGGAUCCGUCCGACGGACAAGAAAGAGGUCCUUGUCUGCUUAGCGAUGCGUCGCUGCUGAAGAUGGUUCCGCAAAGGUCCUUUGUGAUUAUGCUUCCUCCUGUGGUUAUGGUUGCACCUAGUAAGCAGUCAGGAAUGUCCUCCUUCUCCUGCCUAUGACAUGGUUUAACCCACGUAUGAUCUGGUCACCAUGAUGGCCUCCAUGGUUGCCAAUGGAAACCAAGAUGGACAGUCUCUGGUCUUGAAAGGGGUGGAUCCAGAGACCUGCAUGAUAGUCUUCAAGAACCACUGGGCUCAGGUGGUGAAGAUUUUAGAAAAGCAUGAUCCCCUGCGCAGCAGCUCCACCCUGCCCUUGAGUGUCAUCAACCUCGGCGCCGGCUCUAGCAGCGGCCCUCGUUUCGGCCCCAUCCCCGUAGACGAGGCGAGCGCGGUGCAGAACUAUGUGGAGCACAUGCUAUUCCUGCUGAUGGAGGAGGAGAGCGGUCAGGCCGGAGCCAUGGGCCCCAUCCUGGAGUUUGUGGUGAUGGAGAACGUGAUGGAGCGUCUCUUUGUGUGGAGCCUCCGCAGGGAGUUCACAGACGACAUGAAGGUGGAGCAGCUAAAGAUGUAUGAGAUGCUGUUGGGCCAGGCGCACCAGCCUCUGCUGCAUCAUAAGCCCAUCCUGCGGCCGCUCAUGAUGCUGCUGUCGUCCUGUUCAGGCACCGCUGCGCCAGAGGUGGAAGCCGAGCUGGUGCUGCUGCUCAACCAGCUGUGCUGCGUUCUGGCGAAGGACCCUUCAAUUCUGGAGCUGUUUUUCCACACCAGCGAGGACCAGGGAGCCACCAACUUCCUCAUCUUCUCCCUGCUCAUCCCCUUCAUCCACAGGGAGGGCACAGUGGGCCAGCAAGCCAGAGAUGCACUGCUGCUCAUUAUGUCGCUGUCUGCUGAGAACGAGCGAGUGGCCAAACACAUCGCAGAGAAUACCUACUUCUGUCCGGUGCUGGCCACAGGGCUGAGCGGCCUGUACUCAUCUCUGCCCACCAAGCUGGAGGUACCCAAUGAGGAGUGGCACUGCCUGCACAAAGAGGACUGGCUCCAGAUGCCGUCCCUCGUCCAGUUUCUCAACUCGCUGGAAUUCUGCAACGCUGUUAUUCAGGUGGCCCACCCUGAUAUCAGAGACCAACUAGUUGGCUACAUCUACAAUGGAUUCCUCGUGCCUGUCCUAGCACCAGCUCUCCACAAGCUGACCCUAGAAGAGGUGAUGACCACCACAGCAUACCUCGACCUCUUUCUGAGAAGUGUAUCUGAGCCGGCUUUGCUGCAGACUUUUCUCUCCUUCAUCCUCCUCCACCAAUAUGAGAACGUCCACAUUUUAGAUACUCUAGUCAGCCGCAUCAACACCCCCUUCCAGUUGGGCACUGUGUCACUGGCACUUUUCCGCACUCUCAUUGGCUUAUACUGUGAGGAUGUGAUGCUGCAGCUCAUUUUGAGGUACCUGAUUCCCUGUAAUCACAUGAUGUUGAGUCAGAGACGUGUGGUGAGGGAAAGGGACUGCUACUCGGUGUCAGCAGCCAAGAUCCUGGCAUUAACGCCGUCCUGCUGCUCUCCUGAUCACAGCCCCCCUCCCCUCCGACAGCUGGACUCCAUCCUCUUUUCCAAGGGUGCCGAGACUCCCAACAACACCAGCGCCACAGAGAAAAAAGGGGGCUUCUUAGAAGAGGAUGAUGGCUCAGGAAAUUCCUGCACCAUCGGCUCAGAAAUCUACCUGGAUGUCAGUUAUCUUCAUUACCUCUAUGACGCCUGUCUGAGCAUCAGCAGCUGCAUACAGGCCUGCCAGGUUUGGUCAGCCCUGUACGACGGCGAGGACCCCCCUCCUGAGAAAUACCAGCCCGGCGUCCUCGAGGAGCCAGGGCUGAAGAGUCGGCAAACCCAGAUGGCUCUCAAGAGAGUUCCACAGCCGCUAGCUCCGUGCCCUCAACCCUGCCCGUCGCCGAAUACAGAGCCACCCUCCAUCAACCCGCUGGAGCUGGAGUGGGAUGAUAGUUACGAUGCGUGCCCGGUACAGACUGCUGAGGCUCCUGUGGAGAGUAAACGUCCGCAGCAGCCUCCUGCUGAGCUCCCAAAGCACAUCCAGGAGAUGAGGAAAACAGCCAUCAUGUUGGUAAAAGGCUCAUAUAUCGAGGAAAAUGAGUUCCAGGACGACGUCAUGGUAUACGAUCUUGUUGCCAAGAAAGACGCCAGAGAGGUCGAGCGCGGUAAGCUCAACUCCAACGGGUCUGAAUCAGAAGAAACCCAACCAGGCUCAGCAGAAGUUCCUCUAAAAAACGGACUCAGUCUAACACUUCCCAUCUCUCUGAUGGCUGACAACAGCAAAAAUAGCUUGGACACAAAGGCCAAAGGUCAAACAGAUUGUAAUUCCAACCUCCAAAACAACACUGCUGAUGAGUUGGGUGACGACCUUUUGGCUCAAUAUGAGGACCUCAUUCGUACGUUGGACACUGAAGCAGGUGGAAAACAGAUGGUCAAAACUGAUGGAGAAUUGAAGAAGCCUGUCCCGCCUGUGGUGGAGGAAGAAGAGGAGGAGGAGGAGGAAGAGGAUAUGGAUUUCACCUCCUUCUCUGCUGAGACACCAGAGCCAGAGAAACUGCAUUCACCAUUUGGGACAAAGUUUCCCACCGGAAGUGCAGGUAGAAGCCAUUCAGUGCCUUUUACUGGUCCAUUUGUCAGUGUACUGUUGUCUCGUAUGGAGAACAUGCUGUCUAACUCGCUUCAUGUCAACUUGUUGUUGACGGGCAUCCUGGCCCAGUUGGCGGCCUACCCUCAGCCUCUCCUGCGCUCUUUCCUCCUCAACACCAACUUGGUGUUUCAGCCGACUGUUCGCUCUCUUUACCAGGUAUUGGCCAUCGUAAAGCACCAGAUAGAAGAGUUGGCUGCCACCAGAAAAGACUUUCCCGAGCUGAUCACUGCCGCCCAACACUGGCUGCUGGCCAGGGAGACUUCGUCCAUGUCAGCAGACAAAAACAGCAGCAGCAGCGGACACUCCACCCACGGCGAGGCGGGAAGGAUCUUGAAGAGUUCGCCGUCGCCUAAACCCAAAGCCAUCUCUCUGGAUCGGACAGAAGUCUUCGCUACCGUCCUCUUCACGGAGUUCCUCAAAGAACUGGCUGCCAUUGCACAAGAGCACUCCAUCUUAUCAUACAUUCCUAUGGAAGAGUGAUCGUGACCCAGUAAGCCUCUGUGAUGAGUCCAACGUAACUCAGAAAGAUUUUAAAAGACUCUCUUUUAUGAUGGUUUUCUAUUUCUAUUUUAUUUUUUUUUAGCUUUUUCAGGCACUACUUGAUGAAGAAACCUGUUAGAUCAAGUGAUUUAUACAACUUUUCUUUUUUUUUUUUUUUUUUUUUUUUUUUUUAUGAUAGCGUAUUUAUUUUCCAAGCAAAGAUAAUCAAUUUCUUGUGCUUUUUAAUUUCAUCUCUUUGGUUCUGUAAAGGGGUUUGGCAGCCAAGAAGGAGGUCCAAACUUUCAGCUAGAAAACCCUUGUCCUGAGCCUGCACCAGCUGAUAAUGCUCAUAAGAGUGAGCUCCAGGUCCACCAACCAAAGACUGUAGAGAGAUGAUUUUAAUGAUUUUAGCAAUCAUCAGCCCUUAUCUGAACUCCAGGGUUCUGCCCUCUUUCUGAAUGUCUUCUACAACCAGCUCCAACCACAGCAAGAUGUCUGCUGCUCAGUGUGGUUCUGUUAAAUACUCAGGUGGCCUUUCUGGAGAGUUGUUGCCUCUGUGCCAUUGGAUUACACACCAUAACUGAGCACCACGUGGAGCCUCUAUUGCUUUGAAGCGUUUGAAUUAGCAGCAUAAAAAUUUAAUUUGAAGAUAACUGUUGUAGCUGACUGGCAGCAGAGCUGGCAUCAUCUCACAUCCAAUCUUUGUUCUCUGUUCUUAUGCAACUGUUACAUGACUACAUUUUUGGGCAAAACAGGUGAGUCACUUUUGUCUUUAAACUUUACAGAGUGGUGUUUCCACAAAAUCUUUGCGUGUUAGAUGUACAUUUGUUUUGGUGUUUUUCUGUUAAUUCGUGAUGGUACCUCAGGAGAUUUUUAAUGCACGUUCUGUUCUCUCAGUUCUUCAACAGCCUUUGGGUGAAGCAAUUUUCUUAAAAUGCACUAGUUUCUCACACUAAUGGGCUCCACAUGUUCUUCAGAUCAGAGCACCAAACCCAGAAUUAGUUAUUCUAUAUUUAAUUUGCUUUACUUUAGUGACGCUUGAUAAUGUACAUAAUGUAAGAAAAAUGUUCUAAUGACAAAAUACUAUGCAAAUCAAGGAUAUUUUGGAUAUAAUUAAGUUUUGUAUAUGUUCAGAAUGGGAAGGGGUAUUUAAGGUUUUAUGAGAGUUACCAUUGCCAUUUCUUUUCUUUUUUUCAACGAGGUUAUACUAGAGGCUAGAUGUUAUGGUUUAUCACCAUCUUCUAUUUAGGGAUUGUGUAGGGUGUUUUAGUUGUGAUCUUUGAAAUAUCACUGUUGGGAGAGUCAUAGUUUUGCAUCUGUUGAAAACCAUCUCCGAUUGUAACGCUUACUGAGGGCAAACUGCUGGAAACUGCCUUUAUUUUAGUCCAGGUAUUGCACAUGGUUGUUAGUAUGGUUGUUAAAAUGAGAUAAUACAAGAGAAAUAUUUUGUUACAAAGCACGCCUCUACUGUCUAAAUGAGUUUACCAGGACAGAAAUACUUUUAAAUUGGUGCCUAUUUUAGUUCACAUUAUUGCCCGAUUUCGAAUGGAUUUACACAGGAGUAAUACAAAAGUUUACAGUUAAGCUUAAAAUGUACAGCAUAUUGAUUUUUCUAUUGUCAAAGUGUAAAGGAAAGGCCAUUGGUACUAAAGAUGUGCAACAUGUAUUGUUUUGUCCCAUUAUUUCUGAUGCGUUGCUUCAUAUUAAUUUAACCCCACAGAAGACACUAACACUGCUUUUAAAAAUGUGUUUCUUGAUAAAACUUCUGAUAAAAGUUUCUAGAAGAAGUUUCUAGAAGUAAAAAGAUCAAUCACCAUUCAUGCACAGCUUGAUAGAAAGAUGCAGUUAAUAUAAUGUGGACAUUUACCCAGGAAAUAGAACACAUCUGAAGAUAAUUUGUUGUGUAAGUUACAUCUUGAAUUUUCUCGAUCGAUCUAUCGAAGAUUCAGACUCUGACUAAAUCUAACAAAGUAAAUGUACUUUUGUACAAACACAAAUUAUUAGGAGAAAGAAAAUGAGAAGAAAGGGCGAUGAAAAUGCAACUGUAAAACUACACUAGGUUGAUCAAUGUUAUCAUCUCAUAAGUCUAGCUAAUAAGAGGAAGAACUGUUUAACUUUAGUUUUACAUCUGGAUUGUGUAUUUGUGUUCCUAUUUAAAUCCAUUCAGUUUCUACUUGAUGCUAUGCAAGCAAUAAAUUAUGCAGCAGGAUCUUUUGUGUACUUUUUACAAAAAUGGCUUGAAAAUGUAUAUUUGUAUCAGUCAAAGCCAUUUUCACAAUUGUUGAAGUCUUUCUCUCUGGUAAAAGAAUGUUGUAGAGCACUUUAUCAGCCUUUUCAUAUUGCAGCGCAACUCUGCCCUGCUGACCCUCAACCACCACAGAUUGUCUAACAUACCCAGCAUAGUAUAACAAUCACUGUUUUGAGCAGCAUUGUGGCAUGAAAAUGGGUUUUAUAACCAAUAUUACAGACUGGUUUCUGUCUCAGUGGGUUCUUAUUCCAAAGAUUCAUCUUUUCUGACACCAUUUGGCCUCAGUUUUCUAUCCCAGAUGUGAUCAGGUUGCUGUUUGUUGCUGAUGUGUGAGACACAAUAUCAUGCCUCUUUUAAUAAAGACAACUUCUGGAAAAUGAAA